UACCUUGUAAGUUUGCAUUCAAUAAUAAGCGAGAACGCAUGUGAGCACAUAAAAAUGUUUGACAAGUCUCAACUUGAUCUUCUAAAGCAAUUCAUCUCUGCCAUUAAGGCAAAACCUGAUAUUCUCUAUUCGAAAGAUCUUUCAUUUUUCAAGGAAUGGUUAAUCAGUUUGGGAGCAAAUUUGCCAGAGCCUUCUCAACCAAAAAGCUCAUUUGAAUCAAAACACAAUAAACAUGAAGACGAAGAUACCGAGAUGCCUGAUAUCGAAGAAAUUUCUGCUGAAAAGGUCAAAACAGAUCAUGUUCAUCAUGAGGAGGACAGUAAUGAAGAUAUCAUAGAAAGUGAUGUUGAUAUAGAAGAAUUAGAUGGCAUUAUAAAAGAUGAAUUAGAAGUUGAUCUUCAAAUGGGCGAUGAAUCUAUUGAGGUCUCAGAAGAAAUGAUUGAAGAAUCCAAUGUUAAAAGGUGUGCGGCUCAAUCAGCUCAGGAAGAAGGUAACUUUGAUGAAGCUUUAAAAGGAUUUACAGAAGCUAUACUUGUAAAUCCCAAAUCUGCGAGUCUUUAUGCCAAACGUGCCAGCAUUCUUCUUAAAUUAAAGAGACCAAAUGCUGCAAUAAGCGAUUGCAAUAAAGCAUUAAGCUUAAACAAAGAUAGUGCUCAACCUUAUAAAUGGAGGGGGAGAGCAUACAGAUUAUUAGGAAAGUAUGAAGAGGCUUACCAUGAUUUUCAAACUUCGUGUCGAUUAGAUAUGGAUGAAACUACUUACGAAUGGCAAAAGGAAGUGGAACCCAAUGCUAAGAAAAUCAUGGAACAUAGAAGAAAGUAUGAAAGGUUGCGUGAAGAAAAAGAAAUUGAAAAAAAACUAAAAGAAGCCAAACGAAGAAAGGAAGAAGCACAAAAACAAUAUGAGCAUUCUAAAAAGCAAAACACAACUGGGGCUUCAGGAGGAUUUCCAGGGGGGUUUCCAGGAGGAAUGCCAGGUGCUGGUGCAGGAGGAAUGCCAGAUUUAAAUGCUUUAUUUAGCGAUCCGGAACUAAUGGCAGCUAUGCAGGAUCCAGAAGUAAUGGCAGCGUUUCAAGAUGUGAGCAAAAAUCCUGCUAACAUAAGUAAAUACGAAAAUAAUCCUAAAAUCAAGAAAGUAAUUGAAAAGUUGCAAACAAAAUUCGGUGCUGGUGGCAUUUAAAGAAAACAGACGUCAGUCAGUUAAGUGAGGUUUCUAUACAAGAUGCUCAGAGCCGGAAUGGCAAAUCCGAUUGAAAAAUGUUCCUUUAAAUGAGUAAAUGACAAAAAUUGUUUAAUUUUCUUAUACCUGUAAACUUAAUUGUUAAAUAAAUAUUUAAAAAAUCAAAAAUGAAACAAAAA
Molecule: messenger RNA, 1358 nt
Organism: Hydra vulgaris (swiftwater hydra)
Lineage: Eukaryota; Metazoa; Cnidaria; Hydrozoa; Anthoathecata; Hydridae
Product: hsc70-interacting protein
Molecular function (GO): Hsp70 protein binding; protein dimerization activity
Source: RefSeq, a predicted model, not a curated record